GUGAACUGCCACAGAAGUCUCCCCACUGACUCUCCCCUCCCCUUCCCUUCUCUGUACACCCUCGGGAGGCCAGGAAGCUCCAGCUCAGACAUGUUGCUGCGGCUGCUGCCCCUGCUGUGGGCAGGCUCCCUGGCUCAGGAUUCAGGAUUCCAACCUCAAAUUCAGGAGCUGGUGACGGUGCAGGAGGGCCUGUGUGUGCCUGUACCCUGUAGAGUCCCCCGACACCAUAUGUUCUUUCUUUUCUAUCACAAUGUACAUGGCUACUGGUUCCGUGAAGGGGCGGACACAGCCCAGGAUGCUCCUGUGGCCACAACUAAUCCACAUCGGGAAGUGCAGAAAGACACCUUGGGCCGUUUCAUUUUUCUCGGGGACCUCCGGACCCAAGACUGCACCCUGUUCAUCAGAGAUGCAAAGAACACAGACCAGGGAAAAUAUUUUUUCAAGAUAGAGACAGAACAUCCAAGCUACCAUCCCAAGUCUAAGCUGUCUCAGGUGCAAGUGACAGUCCUGACCCACACGCCCAACAUCCUCAUCCCAGGGACCCUGGAGUCUGGUUACACAGUGAACCUGAACUGCUCUGUGCCCUGGGCCUGUGAGAAGGGGACACCCCCCACCUUCUCCUGGAUUGGGGGUGCCAUCACCUCCCAGGGCCCCAGCACACCCUUCUCUUCUGUGCUCACCCUUACCCCACGGCCCCAGGACCAUGGCUCCAGCCUCACCUGCCAAGUGAUUUUCCCUGGAGCCAAUGUGAGCACAGAGAGGACAGUCCAGCUCAGUGUCACCUACCCUCCACAUAGCAUGACCGUCACUGCCUUCCUGGGAAACAGCACAGGACCCAUGGCUGUGAGGAAUGGCUCCUCUCUGCAGGUCCCUGAGGGCCAGUCCCUGCAUCUGGUCUGUGAGGCUGACAGCAACCCUCCCUCCGAUCUGAGAUGGUCCAGGGAUAAGCUGGCCCUGAGCCCCUCCCUGCUUGGAGGCCCUGCAGUCCUAGUGCUGCCGCAAGUGGAUGCGAGGGACCAGGGGACUCUCACCUGCAGGGCUCAGAACCCCCUGGGCUCCCAGCAUGUCACCCUGAGCCUGUCCCUGCAGAGGAGCCCAGAACCCCUGGCAGAGCUGGUGCUGGUGGCCAUCUUGGAGGCUGCUGUCAAGUCCCUGCUCCUCCUCCUCUGCCUGGUCAUCCUGCUGAGGAGGUCCCAUAGCAAGGAGGUGUUCAGGACCUCAGGGAGCAAGGAGGAUACCAACACCACCAAGUGCUGACCUCUCAG
Messenger RNA from Erinaceus europaeus (western European hedgehog), 1265 nucleotides. RefSeq names its product sialic acid-binding Ig-like lectin 13. Gene Ontology annotation, molecular function: sialic acid binding. Gene Ontology annotation, cellular component: plasma membrane. The coding region runs from base 91 to 1257 and encodes 388 amino acids. The record is from RefSeq and is a predicted model, not a curated record. Gene Ontology annotation, biological process: cell adhesion. The transcript is spliced from 7 exons. Lineage: Eukaryota; Metazoa; Chordata; Mammalia; Eulipotyphla; Erinaceidae.